AUGACAGCCCUGCCUUUUCUGUCCUGCCUCUUCUGUAUCAUUGGAUCCACCGCCCCGGUCCUAACACCGCUUCCCACAGAGCCCCCAUUGAUUCAGGGUCACCCCUUUGUGGCCGUUUGGAAUGCGCCCACUGACGCGUGCCAAGAGCUCCACAUCCCAUUGGACACUGCAGCCUUCCAUGCAGUGACCACGACCAAACUGGUGCAGGGUCAGUUCCUCACCCUCUUCUACGAGGAGAAGCUCGGCCUCUACCCCAAAUUCGACACCGACAAAUGCAAAAUCCACAGAGGUGGAGUUCCUCAGAAAGGCAACCUGACGGAGCACCUGGUGAAAGCCAAAAGUCAGAUACAUUACUACAUCUCCAAGGAUUCCUCUCCUGGGCUGGCUGUCAUUGACUGGGAAUCUUGGCACCCCCUUUGGGUCCUGAACAGGGGACAUAAACGUGUUUAUCAAAAGCAGUCCAUCGCUCAUGCCACGAAGAUGGUCCCAUUUCUAUCCAAGAACAAAAUUCAUGAACUGGCUAAGAGGCACUUUGAGCAUGCCGGGCGGGGCUUCAUGGAGAAGACUCUCACCCUUGGAAUUGUUGAGCAUCCAGUCCGUCGCUGGGGCUACUACCUCUUCCCCGACUGCCACAACUAUGCCUGGAGGGAGACCAACUACACUGGGAAGUGCUCAGCGAAGGUUCAGACAUGGAAUGACCAGCUGCUGUGGCUGUGGGAGCGCAGCACCGCCCUCUUCCCCUCCAUCUACCUCAAUGUGCGCCUAAGAAACUCCCCAAAGGCGACAAUGUUUGUCCGCAACCGAGUCCAGGAGGCAGUGAGGGUAGCCAAGCUGCCAAAACAAGCGUACACAGUACCCAUCUACGUCUACUCCAAACCUAUGUACCGGAGCCAGAACCAGAAGUUCCUCAGUCAGGUAAGCCAGUGAACUCUGGUGGACUUUGGGUCAGCUCAGCGCCUGGUCCGUAGGACUUCAGUUCUGAUGACUCGCUUUGCAGCAUUUUGUCUCUCUGAUUUCUGGGUUUGUAUAUUUAUGACUCUGUAUUUCUUAAACUUGUUUCAUGACUGGAAAUAAGAACAUUAGUAAAAGUGCAUCUUUGCAGGAUUCAGUUUCUUCUCCAUCUUCUAGAAAGAUCUGGUAAGCACUAUCGGAGAGUCUGCAGCUCUGGGAGCUUCAGGGAUCAUCAUGUGGGGAGCGUCCCAAGACUACAACAACAAGGUAACCACACCUUCUUGAAACAUACUUGCUGUUUUCACAUUCAUUAAAGGAGAGGGGACAUUUAACAGUAUUUGUCUGUUAUUUUAGUGCAAAUUCCUGUUGUUUUCUCAGCUCAUGUUCAUUUGCAGAAGUCCAGCAGAUUAAUAGAGUUAAAAAUCAGGGGUUUGAGCUCCUUAGAGGAAGCACAGACUAAUCAUGUCUGCAUCCACAGCAAUGACACUGUGUCUGUACUCUUUAAAAGUGUGAAACAAAAGAGGAACACAGAUGACGAGGCUUUAGUCAGCAAACAAUUAAACCUCCCUUUGAUUCCUCUUUUUGUAGAAAGUCUCAGCAGUUAAAGAAUUUUGGUUUCCCCGCCAAAGUUUCAUGCAUUUCAGAUUUCGAUGUAAAAUUGAUUAAGUUUGAUGGUCCUUCUUGCUUUUACACAUCACAAAAAGGCAUCAGGGUGAAUUUCUGUCUGUUAAAUGGAAGUCAGAAUGGAGAUUUAAGAUAUUUAAAUUCCUUUUAGACACAAAACCUGAAGCGUAAAGUGAGAAAAAGACAACUACAACGUCCAAGUGUUAGGAUUUUGAAGUUGAUCUUGUACAACGGCUGAUUUUUUUGCAUUGUCUUCUGACUUCGUCAAGCUUGUUGGGGUUCAUAGUUUCCAGUAAAACCAGCUUUUACUAAAUCUGUGUUGGUCUACAGCAUGUUCCUCUAAACCCCUCGUCUUCUUGACUCAAAGUAGCACCAGGAGAUGGAGGUCUUUGUCACUCACAUGUUUGUUUGCAAACUGAAAACAUGGCAGAUCCAUCUAAAGAGCUCAAGAGGCCCAAAGUGAACCUAGAGAGAGCUUAAAAUCAGAUACCUGCAGGCAGGAGAAAGAAGCACGAGUCUUACACUAAGAAUGCCUCAGAUAUAUCCUUACGAUCGUAUCUCAUAGCUCGCCUCUGACACGUCCUGUCUCCGUGGAAAACAUGUCAAGUCUCUGUCCUUGAUGUGUGAUAUAUCAACGUCCAGAACAUGUCAAAGCAUCAAUCACUGCAUCAUGACAAGAUGAGCCCCCCCCACCCAGCAGCUGUCCUUCAAGCUGAACAUGCUAAACAUUUGGAAGAUUCUGGCUCCUCAGGUCGGCGCCUCUUCAGGUUUCACGUGGACGGCUGACAUUUCUGCUAUGUGAAACAUUCGGGCGACUGCAGCUACCUUUCCCCUCUUUACGGUUUAUUCUCUUCUCCCAAGGAAAAAUGAGACUCACUGUAAGUUCACAGUAUUCUGGGUAUAGGGGACAAAUCCAGUAACUGCUAUUAGUCUUAUAAUACCUCUUACUGUCUCCACACACCAAGCACGAGUAAAAUCAUUCACAUGGACGGAUCACGUGUUAAGUCAAUGCAAAGACGCGAUGAGAAACUCCUACGACUGGUGGCGCGAAUGACGCGAAUUGGGCAAAUCUCAACUUGAGCAGAUAUUUGCAUUGCGAUAACUACUCAGCAUGAACGUUGCCGGGUGACGUAUGAAAACAGACGGUUGUUCACUGGUAUCUAAAAUGGAGGACAAACUGAUCAAGUCAGUGUGUGUGUGGGUGGCCCAGAUUCUAUGAUACCUUUUCUUUCAAUUACCGAAACCGGAAUAAAAAGGAGCUCGCCUGGAGGCAAGUGAGCGAGGAGGUCAGACGACCUGGUAAGUUGUAAAAAACCAUUGAAAUUACCGUUGACGUGCGAAUGAAGCCAGUCAAUACUUUGCAUUCACAUGUCUCGAUUCACGCAAAUUAAGGGAUUAGACAAUUUUACUCAUGCUUGGUGUGAGCGCCCCAUUAGAUAUUAGGAUAGUUUGUGAUUGAGUACAACAGGGCUCAUUUCUCUGCCCUAUAGAUUCUAACCUGUGACCUUGGUCUAACCUUUAACCCUGCCUCCUCUCUUCAGGGCACCUGUCAGUUACUGUCCAAGUACCUUGAGUCCACCUUGAACCCUUACAUCACCAAUGUAACGGCAGCCGCCAUGCUCUGCAGCGAGGUUUUGUGUCAGGGGAAGGGCCGCUGCGUCAGAAAGAACUACGACUCCGCUCACUACCUGCAUCUGAACCCCGCCCACUUCAGCAUCGCGAAGGUUGACGGGAAGUAUGCAGCGAACGGUCUCCCGUCUGCUGCCGAUCUGAACGCCUGGGCUGAAAACUUCACCUGUCAGUGCUACGCUGGAUCCAGCUGUUCAGCCAAACUGAAGCAUCCAACCGCAGCUAGAAGUAUCUGGGUUUGA
Molecule: messenger RNA, 3446 nt
Organism: Xyrichtys novacula (pearly razorfish)
Lineage: Eukaryota; Metazoa; Chordata; Actinopteri; Labriformes; Labridae
Source: the annotation of a GenBank genome assembly